AUGAGGCUUCUUCUGUUUUGUCUGGCGGCCCUUAGCCUGAAGGUUAGUUUCAUCCAUUUAUUCCAGAUUUUUUUGUGUUUUUUUUUAGGUAACCGGUCAGUUUUACUGUGCAGACUUGUUGCAACAGUGUGCAAAGUCAGCUGCCGAGUAUACCGAACAAAUCCUUCAAUUCAAGGAAAGCGCCUUUAAAACAUGUGUUCGCCGACCGGCAUGUCAUACCGAGAGGAAGAUUUUCGAUGAAUGUUUUGAUGCGUCCGUGUCUGCAACUCAUGUCUCGACUACUUCGGAGGUCACGGCUAAUAAUGAUGGGGAGACGCGAAAAGUGACACCUCCACCGAUGACCAAGUACAAUUCUCUGCUGAAAUUCUUCACAGAGAAGUCUUUAAAGUAUCGAAGCGCAUUGGAUCAGUGUUUCGUGAGAUCACCUUUUGUUCCUAAGCGUAACUUUUUUGGACCAAGUCUUUUGGACGGUAAGUGGACAACGACUACAUGCUUUGAAAAUCUUUUUUUUUAGAAGACGCCGCCUACGCGCGCGCAAUUUAUCAGUUUGACUUGGCUGAUCGUCUUUGGGGUCUUCCCGAGCUUUCGAUCACUCGACCCAGUCUAGACACUCUUGGUGUUUGCGGAACUCGGGUGAGUACGGAUCAGAUUUCCUACGGAAUCUGAAUUAAUUUAGAACACUGCUCUUCGAGUUUUCGGCAGUGGAAUCAGUAGAACGUCUCGAGCAUCUGAUCCAACCAAGAACAAUAUCACGUCUGCGUGCAUGUUAGAUGAAGACGAGAUCAGUUGCUAUCGAGAAGCGCUGGAUUUGAAUUCGGAAUACGUUCAGCUCAUUUACAAUCGAGAUUACGCACUUCGAGCAUGCGUUCAAAAGUCUGUGAGUCGCCUAGCACCCCAGUAACAGUCAGAUUACAGUAUCCGCCAACAAAGUGUGUGCCGAAUGAAUGAUAGAUCCCGACUGCGUGCGUGUUUGUGCGGUGUGCGAGAGCAGUAUGAUAAUGAAAUCCAAUCUGGCCUUCUACAAUGCGUUAAAUCAAAAAGUCCACAAGUUCCGGCGAUGGUCAUUGAAAUGAGCAGUAGUUUGGAUUCGGAGCCAGAUUCUUCUUCCUCUUCCUCUUCCGACUCAUCGACCGUUCAGGAACAAGUUACACCUGCGCAACUGACAUUCGAUACCCCUGGUAUGUAAAUAAACACGCACAAAAGAUCGCUUAAUUGAACUACAUUUCAGGCGCGGUGGUUAAUGGGCAAUGUAUGUGUGCGUGUGAAGCUGCAAAAAACGGAGCGAGCCGUUCAUUCCUUCAGAAAACGCAAGAAGUUGAGGUGGAAAAAGUGCCAGUAUCCGAGGAGUUGGAAAGUGUCACGAAAAAAGACGAAGCAGCACCUAAGACCAAUGCAGUGAGGUUUAAAGAGGUGAAUGACGGUCAUCACAUGCGGACAAGUUUCAUUCCAAGUUCUAGAUGCUUUUCAGAAUUCUCCGCGUCUAA
Messenger RNA from Caenorhabditis sp. 36 PRJEB53466, 1484 nucleotides. The record is from the annotation of a GenBank genome assembly. NCBI's taxonomy places the organism in Eukaryota, Metazoa, Nematoda, Chromadorea, Rhabditida, Rhabditidae.